AGGUGAAGGUGGGAGAGCGGCGUCUCAGGUGCCGCCCUCCGCGCCUGCGCCGUGUCCGCUCCGCCCCGGCCCGCCCCUCCAGGUGCGCUCCACCCCCAGCCCGGCCGCCACCUUCUCUAACUUCCAGCGUCCGCCAUUCGCGGUCCCGCCCCCCGGACGUUAGGCGUCGUGGAGUCCUAAGUCGGGGGAGAGUCGCCGAGUGUCGCCUGGCGUCCAGGGCCGUGUUGGGACCCGACUAAGGCGUCGUACGCGCCAAAGGCCCGAAAAAGGGGCUUCCUGGGACCCGGGCGCCUCGCGGUCCCCUUCCCGCUCCGGGCGCAGCCGCACCUGAGCUCGCGGGCCUCCAGUGCGCGUGCGCGCCCCUGGGCUUCCCGCACCUGCCCGUGAGUCCCCAACGGCCGGUGGCUCGAGGCCUGGCUCGCGGCGCGGGCAGCAGGUCAUGGCGCAGCUGUGUGGGCCGCGGCGGGGCCGGGCGCUCCUCGCCCUGUUAGCUUCGCUGCUCCUCUCCGGGGCCGAGGCGGCCGGCGGAGACCUAGACGUCCACGAGAGCACCAUCGAUGGUGUGGCCAGGGACAGGAAUGGAGCCGACUCUUCGGUCCUGAGUGUUCCCAGAAAGCAGGAUUCUGAGGACCUCUCUGAUGAGAUCUUCAAUUAUGAAGAAUACUGUGUCCCAAAGGCUGUCACUGGGCCUUGCCGCGCAGCCUUCCCUCGCUGGUACUAUGACACUGAGAAGAAUUCCUGUGACAGCUUCAUCUACGGCGGGUGCCGGGGCAACAAGAACAGCUACCUCUCCCAGGAGGCGUGCAUGCAACGGUGCUCUGGCAAACAGGUGUAUCCUCUUCUGACCCUUGGAACAAAAGCGGUGAUCCUGGUGGGGCUGUUCGUGAUGGCCCUGAUCCUCCUCCUGGGAGCCUCUGUGGUCUGCCUGAUCCGCGUGGCACGCAGGAAGCAGGAGCGUGCUCUCCGCACCGUCUGGAGCACUGGGGAUGACAAGGAGCAGCUGGUGAAGAACACCUAUGUCUUGUAAAGGCCCUGAUGCUGGGAGAAGCAGGGAGGGAGAACACGUGCUUCUUAAAUUAGAGCAACUGCUUGUAUCUGUGAGAUCAUUAGGGAAGUUUGGUCUUUGGUUGCCAUGGUAAGGAGGGUCAGGGAGGUACUUCCUAGGCCUGUUUGGCUGCUUAGAUCUCCUGACUAGUCCUCUCAGUAGCUCCCUCUGCCUCUCCACCCAUGGCCUCCUUUAGCAUCACUAGUAGUCCUGGUAGCUUGCUUUCUUUGUUUGUUUGAUUUAUGUGGUUUUUUUUUAAGUAGAUAAAAU
Messenger RNA from Onychomys torridus (southern grasshopper mouse), 1315 nucleotides. RefSeq names its product serine peptidase inhibitor, Kunitz type 2 (gene Spint2). The record is from RefSeq and is a predicted model, not a curated record. Bases 440 to 1027 code for a protein of 195 amino acids. Gene Ontology annotation, molecular function: serine-type endopeptidase inhibitor activity. The transcript has 6 exons. NCBI's taxonomy places the organism in Eukaryota, Metazoa, Chordata, Mammalia, Rodentia, Cricetidae.